This is a messenger RNA of Rhinocladiella mackenziei CBS 650.93, 1599 nucleotides long. RefSeq lists its product as uncharacterized. Bases 1 to 1599 code for a protein of 532 amino acids. The transcript is spliced from 9 exons. Gene Ontology annotation, molecular function: transmembrane transporter activity. Gene Ontology annotation, cellular component: membrane. Gene Ontology annotation, biological process: amino acid transport; transmembrane transport. The record is from RefSeq and is a predicted model, not a curated record. NCBI's taxonomy places the organism in Eukaryota, Fungi, Ascomycota, Eurotiomycetes, Chaetothyriales, Herpotrichiellaceae.
AUGACUACCACGGAGGAGAAAAAGGAUCCCGUCAGCGGCGAAACGCAAACCCACUCUCCUCCUGACACUGAGGUCGGAGACCUCAUCAAUGCAUCCGGUCAUGUCCAGGAAUUGGAUCGAAACUUUGGCCUUUUGGCCGCUGCCGGUGUCGGUCUCGUUGUUGGAAAUGUUUGGCCAGCUGUCGGCGGUUCUAUUUUGGUUGCGAUCUUCAAUGGCGGUCCCCCGGGAGUCAUCUACGAAUUCAUAACCGUCUCGGUAUUCUACUGGAUUGUCGCUGCAUCAAUCGCUGAACUGGCUUCGGCCAUCCCUUCUAGCGGAGGCGUGUAUCACUGGGCUUCUGUAACGCCCGGGAAAGCCUGGGGCCGAAUCGUUGGAUUUUAUGCUGGCUAUUGGAACUGGCUGGCAUGGGUUUUCGGAGCCGCGUCAAUGAGCUUCAUUUUCGCAAAUACCAUUGUCCAAAUGUAUGGAGUCACACAUGGCGAUUUCGAAGCUAAGCAGUGGCACGUCUUUGUCACCUACCUCAUUGCGACGUGGAUUGCCUGCGCGUGCGUUUGUCUCUUCAACAACGCCAUGCCUCACCUCAAUACCGUUGGAAUAUUCCUGAUCCUCUCAGGCUUCAUCAUCACAAUAAUUGUUCUGGCGGCGAUGCCAGAAACCGGUGGACGUCCUCCACAUGCCUCAUCCAGCUUUGUGUGGACAGAGUGGACAGCAGAUAUCGGAUAUCCCAAUGGAUUUGUCUUUGUGGCCGGGAUGUUGAACGGGGCUUACGCCGUUGGAACCCCGGAUACCGUAAGUCACAUCGCCGAGGAGAUCCCCAAUCCGGGCAAAAAGGUCCCCAUCGCAAUUGGCACCCAGAUGGGUAUCGGAUUUGUCACCGGCCUGUGUUAUAUCAUCGCCUUGAUGUACGCCAUCAGUGAUUAUGAUGCGUUGUUCGAAUCGCCGUUUCCGGUCGCCGAAAUCUACAGACAGGCCACAGGUUCGUCUGCGGGCGCAAUUGGUUUGUUGUGCCUGUUACUCUUCUGCGUAGCUGUAUGCAUGGUGGGGGUGUACAUCACCGCCGGCCGAACCUUGUGGGCUCUUGCUCGAGAUGGCGCCACUCCAUUUCCCAAAUACAUUAGCAAGGUCUCCCCGGGACUGGGAAUGCCACUGAUUGCAACGCUAGUCUGUGGCUGCGUCGUGACCGUACUGGGCUGCAUUUAUGUGGGCAGUACGACGGCCUUUAAUGCAUUUGUGGGGAGCUUUGUUCUAAUGAGCACGUCAUCCUAUGUUGCGGCCAUCCUCCCUCACCUUCUGACAGGGCGCAAAAACAUUACCUUUGGGCCUUUCCAGUUGAAGAAGUUGGGAGUUCCGCUCAAUUUCAUCGCUUGUGGAUACAUGAUGGUGUGGUUCGUCAUUUACUGCUUCCCAUAUUAUCUGCCAACAGAUGCCCAAACCAUGAACUAUGCAUGCUUGAUUUGGGGCGGAUUGACAAUUUUUGUAACGGUUUGGUGGUUUGUUGGCGCCCGCAAGGGGUAUGUGGGGCCAACGACGACCGGAGGCAUCAAUGCGCAAAUUGAGCAAGUGAGACGGGCCAGCGUAGAGAAGCGAGCAUCGGUGUAA